GAAAUAUCCAUAAACUACGGAGAUAGUGCUCUAUGUAUAUGUGUAUAUGUUGUAUAGUACUGCUUCUAUAGUACCGCAACACGGGAAUAGCCAAGGGGGAAUCCGUCCUAACUCCGGGUCCGACCUAUCGAAUGGAAGGAAGGGGAAAAUGCGCUCGGGAGAAGUCGCCGGUGCACCCCGCCGCGCCGGGAAAUAGACAGUCACUACGUACACAGUACAUAGUAAUCCCGGCUGUGCAAGGGAUGGAAAGCCUUUCUGACGAAAAGAGUUGCCGUGUGCGACGAAUGGGUGGAUGUUAUACGCCAUAGGUUGAGGCGCUUACCUAAUGAAUGGUUGGACGGCAGGAACCUGUUUCACUACCGUCCCUUCCGAGAGCCUUCCAUAUUCCCUCAUCUUGCACUCCAACCGCUGAAGCUGCUUUAUUGCCUGCCGCUGGCAAUCCACUUCAGCCUUCAAAAUCGAGGUUUGUCCACCAAGGAGAACUAACCUUGGCCACCACUCGCGACGAGAUGCCGCUCUUCCCCAGCUACGAGACCAUCCAGAACACCUUCGGCAGCCCGUACCUGCGCGGACGGCCGCAAACCAAACCCAAUGCGAGCGGGCCCACGCCAUACCAGGCUCGCCCCGAGCUGUACCCGGCCUACUCGGUUGUCGACGACGCGAAGAACAAGGCGCACAAGCUGAGCGCCGAAGCCGCCAAGGAGUUCGAGGCGGCUAGCCAGAAGGCGCAGCAGAAGACCGGCAAGAUCGAGCUUUUUUCGGGCAAGUACUAUGCCGCCUGCACGGUUGGCGGUAUGUUGGCAUGUGGCUUGACCCACGCGGCCGUGACCCCUCUUGAUCUCGUCAAGGUGCGACGGCAGGUCGACUCGAGCCUGUACAAGGGCAACUUCCAGGCCUGGGGCCACAUCUUCCGCACCGAGGGCAUCCGCGGCAUCUUCACAGGUUGGGGCCCCACGUUCUUCGGUUACUCGGCGCAGGGUGCAUUCAAGUACGGGUGGUACGAAUACUUCAAGAAGACGUACUCGGAUUUGGCCGGCCCGGAGGCUGCCUACAAGUACAAGACGGCGCUCUACCUGUCGGCCUCGGCUUCGGCCGAAUUCUUGGCCGACAUUGCCUUGUGCCCCUUUGAGGCCAUCAAGGUUCGCAUGCAGGCGACCAUUCCCUCGCAGUACAAGGGCACGCUCGACGGCUUCAGCAAGAUCUCGGCCACCGAGGGCUUCAGCGGGCUGUACAAGGGCCUCUACCCGCUCUGGGGCCGGCAAAUCCCCUAUACCAUGAUGAAGUUCGCGUCCUUCGAGACCAUCGUCGAGAUGAUCUACGACCGGCUUCCGGGCAAGAAGCAAGACUACGGCAAGGCGGCCCAGACGGGCGUGUCGUUCGUCGGCGGCUACCUCGCCGGCAUUCUGUGCGCUAUCGUCUCGCACCCGGCCGACGUCAUGGUCAGCAAGCUGAACGCCUACCGCAAGCCGGGCGAGGGCUUCGGGGCCGUCACGGCCAGGAUAUACAAGGACAUUGGCUUCAUGGGGCUGUGGAACGGUCUGGCGGUCCGUAUCGUCAUGAUUGGUACCUUGACUGGUCUCCAGUGGAUGAUCUACGAUUAUUUCAAGAUCUUUAUGGGUCUCCCCACGACUGGUGGUACGCCGCCGCCGAAACAGCUGAAGCAGGAGUAAGCACUACGAGAGUGCCACCAUGAUGGCGAGCCGAAUACGGGAAAUAGGAGCCGCGAGUCCGAAGUAAAAGGUCAGUUGAGUUGAGGGUUGUCUGGUGUCGAGUCCGUGUAGCCGUUAUUUUUUGUCUCUUAGAAAUUUUGCCAAUUCGAACUGGAAUUCGUUUAGUUAUAGUUAAUUACCGAGUCUGGACAUAACACUCCCGUAGGCUUCCAAGUGUCGUUGUCCCCGCCUCGGUUGUCGAUGCGGAGAAUUAUCUGAAUCUGAGCAUUACUUGAUCAAACUCGGGGGGAUUGCUAGGCCAUUUCAUGCAAAAGCCCUCGAACCCUCGACUGUUCAAACUCCAGUCUGGGUUCCGCGUAUUCCAGGCACCCCACUCCGUGGAGUACGGGGCUCUGCGGAGCAACCCGGCGCUAAAACGCGCGUUGAGCAGGGCGGGACCAUAGCAAGGCGCAGCUCAAUGGUGUUCACAGUGCAUCUCGGCAGAUUUUCACACGCACCAGGACACCCGAGCCGGCGUAUAUUACCCGGUGGUUAGUUGCUGACUAAUUAGUUCA
Messenger RNA from Thermothelomyces thermophilus ATCC 42464, 2224 nucleotides. RefSeq lists its product as uncharacterized. The transcript is spliced from 4 exons. The record is from RefSeq and is a predicted model, not a curated record. Gene Ontology annotation, cellular component: mitochondrial inner membrane. Gene Ontology annotation, molecular function: phosphate transmembrane transporter activity. NCBI's taxonomy places the organism in Eukaryota, Fungi, Ascomycota, Sordariomycetes, Sordariales, Chaetomiaceae. Gene Ontology annotation, biological process: mitochondrial phosphate ion transmembrane transport. Bases 510 to 1670 code for a protein of 386 amino acids.